This is a messenger RNA of Schistosoma margrebowiei, 808 nucleotides long. NCBI's taxonomy places the organism in Eukaryota, Metazoa, Platyhelminthes, Trematoda, Strigeidida, Schistosomatidae. The record is from the annotation of a GenBank genome assembly.
AAAUUUAGUUCAGAUUUGUGUAGUAAGGACAGAAGGCCUACAGCCUAUGUUAUUCCUUUUCUAGUAUGAUUCUGUGAGUGUCCAGUCUUCUCUUGAAAGAGUCAAUUGAAGGACCUCAGUGAAGUAUAGAUCAUUUUGGUAGAUAGUAAGUUUUAUAAAAAUACGUAGCAGCCUACAACAAAAUGAUCGCAUCACCUUGCCGAACUCUUCACAGUCUGUUCAACAAAUAUUGUUUAUGCUUGGCUAUUUAUAUGUGUGAACCAUGGGAAAAGGUCAUACUACAUUGCAUCACACUGGCAAUAAUUUGUGCUCUUACAUAUACUACUGUUUUAAUUGUCCCUAGUCAACUAUCUACUCUUAUAAUAUUUGUAUGGAAAUGCCUGAAUGGAGAUACGCAUUGGCAUUCUAAACCUAUAAACAACAUUUUACAAUAGUGUUAAUCAUUUUCAAGUUCUUAAGUAUUUAAAACUAACUUUACCUUUUAAAAUAUUUUUCCGAAAACUGGUUUUCUCUGCGUUUAUUCUACUUCUGAAAAUGUUUGCACAAACCAUGUGUUUUUCACUAAUAAAAACGCCUGUGUAUUAGAAGCUGUGUAAUUAACUGUAUUGCCUUUCAAAUGGUAUUUAAAGCUCCAUUUUAGUUUGUUCUUUUUGUUUCUUGCGAAGUAACUACAAAGAACCUUUCACGUAUACAUACUUCAUAAAGCGGAUUAGAAAAUCAAGACGAAAACUAUUGGCUCACACGCAUUCGUUGCUGGAAAAUAAAAACGAGCAUUAUAGUCCCUGUAUGAACAUUUUUUUACACGUAC